Lolium rigidum is the source of this 2190-nucleotide messenger RNA. Its product is annotated as plant intracellular Ras-group-related LRR protein 6. NCBI's taxonomy places the organism in Eukaryota, Viridiplantae, Streptophyta, Magnoliopsida, Poales, Poaceae. The record is from RefSeq and is a predicted model, not a curated record. Gene Ontology annotation, molecular function: protein binding. The coding region runs from base 106 to 1869 and encodes 587 amino acids. The transcript is spliced from 21 exons.
GGAGAGAGAUCGGCCGCGAGGCCGUAGCCGUAGCAAUGGCGAUCUGAAGCCCGAAGGACAGAAUCCUCCCUCGCGCGCCGGAAGAAGAAGCUAGGCUCGACGAGAAUGGAGCGGGUCCUCAAGUCCGCCAGGGAGUCCGGCUCUCUCAACCUCUCCAACCGCUCCCUCAGUGAGAUCCCUGGGGAGGUGUACAACAACUUGGACACGGGCAGUCAGGACGACAAAUGGUGGGAGGGAGUAGACCUUCAGAAGCUCAUACUGGCUCAUAAUAACCUGGAAGUUUUGAGAGAAGACCUUAGGAAUCUGUCUUCUCUUGUCGUGCUAAACAUAAGCCACAACCAGAUAUCUUCCCUUCCUGCAGCUAUUGGAGAUCUUCCUUUGUUAAAAUCGCUGGAUGCUUCGUUCAAUCAAAUAAACACUAUCCCUGAAGAGAUUGGCUCGGCUACUGCUUUGGUCAAGGUUGACUUUUCAAAUAAUUGCCUUACUGAGCUGCCAGCUAGCCUUGGCAGGUGCUUGAACUUGUCAGAACUAAAGGCAUCAAACAAUAAGAUAUCAAGAUUGCCAGAAGAAGUUGCUGGUUGCUGCAAGCUAAGUAAAUUUGAUCUGGAGGGCAACAAGCUUUUGCUACUUCCAGAAAAUAUGUUCACAUCAUGGACAAUGCUUACAGAGAUAAAUGCCGCAAAAAAUCUGCUUACUACGAUUCCAGCUAGUAUCGGAGCACUUUCAAAAUUAAUUCGUCUGGACUUGCACCAGAAUAAAAUAACCUCAAUUCCUUCUUCCAUAAAAGGCUGCUCUUCUCUAGCGGAGCUCUAUAUGGGAAAUAACUUAUUGUCUACAAUACCGGCUGAAAUUGGCAUGCUAUCAAAAUUAGGAACAGUCGAUCUUCACUCCAAUCAGCUAAAGGAGUAUCCUGUGGGAGCUUGCAAACUCAAGCUCGCUUUCCUUGAUCUGUCAAACAAUGAACUAUCUGGCCUGCCACCUGAACUAGGUACAAUGACAACCCUAAGAAAGCUUCUGCUCAGCGGAAAUCCUAUGAGGACACUUCGUAGUUCUUUGGUUUCUGGACCAACAUCAACAUUGUUGAAGUAUCUGCGUAGCCGCCUUUCAUCGGAUGAGGAAGCAUCAGGGUCCAGAAGUACCCCAACAAAAGAUGACCAGAUUUCUGCAGCAAGACGAUUGUCUCAGUCUUCAAAGGAGUUGAACUUGAGUGGUCUUGGUGCGACCAUAGUACCACCAGCAGCUUGGGAGACAAGUGAUGUGUUGAAACUUGAUCUUUCUAAGAAUUUGAUAGAAGAUCUGCCAAAUGAGUUGUCAUUAUGCUCAUCACUUCAAACUUUGAUUUUGUCUAAUAACAAGAUAAAAAAGUGGCCUGGCAUGGUAGUUUCCUCCCUUCCAAGUCUUUCUUCCUUGAAACUGGACAAUAAUCCUCUGGCAGAGAUAUCAUCCGCCGAUCUCGAGGUUUUGUCAAAACUUGAAGUACUGGAUUUAAGUGGCAAUGCAUCCUGUUUAACCGAACCUUCUACGGUUUCUUCAUUACCACAGCUGCAGGAACUCUACCUUAGACGAAUGAAACUCCAGGAGUUUCCUAUUGGCCUUUUGCGGUUAAAACAGCUGCGUAUUCUUAACCUCGGCCAGAAUCAUCUUACAACUGUACCAGAGGGUAUUAAGGAUUUUACUGUUCUCGUUGAGCUUGAUCUAUCAGACAACAAUAUAACAGCGCUCCCUGCCGAGCUGGGUCUGCUUGAGCCAAGCCUGCAAGUGCUGAGACUUGAUGGGAAUCCCCUCAGGAGCAUAAGACGGACUAUUCUGGAUCGAGGGACGAAGGCUGUUCUCACGUACCUCAAAGAACGUCUCCCGUCAUCCCAAUGACUGAGUACCAUCAUCGAGAAGAUUAUGGCUGGAGUUAUUUGUCCAUGAUUCACAUAGUUUCUUCUCGUGUUGCCCUCCAUCCUUCCUUUAUGGUUUGAUAUAAUUAUCCGUCUACGCUGCCUGCUUGGUUAGAAUGGUGUAUCGAAUGGUGUAUGAGAAAAGUUUGCCCUAGGCAAUAUUCAGAUCUUUCGUUGGCGUGUUAUGGGUCGACAAAGCAGCAAGAUACAACAGAAGACAAUCCAGUUAAUUCUUUUUCUGUGCCUGACUUUGUAAUUGAUGGUUAUAUAUUUUGGAUUCAAUAUAUAUACACCUGGUGUUUUC